AUGGCCACAACAACCACUUCAACUUCCACCACCCUCCGUACCCGCAAGUCUUUUGGUCGCGCCUUGCGCAGGCCUGUCGCCCUCUCCGCUUCCACUCCCGAUCUAAACGCCGCCUUUACCGCUCAUUCCAGACUCUCGGCUGCCUUGUCGCGCAAGCCGUCGCUCGCCGUUCUCACCCCCAGCACACUCGCCAGUAUCCCCGAUGUUAGCGAAACCUACGCUCUAGACUCUGUCCUCCGCCAUUCCAGAAUGAUCCCCGCCACCCCCGGCCGCCUUGGUACCGCCGACGACGUCGUUUUGGGCGACAACGUCGAGGUACCCGGCGGUCUCCAGGGCACCGUUCGCUUCGUCGGUGCUGUCCAAGGGAAGAAGGGUCAGUUUGUCGGUAUCGAAUUGACCCGCGAGUUUGCCCCUCGCGGUAAAAAUAACGGCGACGUCGAUGGUAUAUCCUACUUCAACACCAACGUCCCUGGCUCCGGCAUCUUCGUACCCAUCACAAAGGCUAUCCGUCGCGAGUCGCCCAACCACGCACCCUACCCUGCGACGCCUACCCCGUCUACAAACCGGAGAGCUCCCGCCCAAAGCUCAGGCUAUACACCACCAAUGCCGGCCUUGCCCAAGCUGAGCGCAUCAGUCGGACCUGGUGCCAGAGCGGUCAGCCCGCAGUCCAGGCAGCGCCCCCGAAUGUCGCUCCCCCGCCCCGAAUCGCCAGUCCGCCGAACCCAGAUGACUCCGGGCCCUCGACCAUCUAUUCCCUCUCCUUCUAAGGCCGCAAGGCAAGCCAGUCCGACCAAUCGAUUUGCCCAAAGUGUCAGAGGCACCGCCGGUGACCCAAACAAAAAAAUCGGCCACCUUAAUCAGAGCGUGAACCACGGCCAGCGCAGCAACUCUGCUAUGGGUGGCGGCGGUGUCAUGAACUUCGACGAUGACCCCGCACCCCUCGCACAAAGGCCUAUCAGGCCGCCCGCCUUGUCCACCUCGGCCUCGGCCUUUAAUCUGCGAAGACCGGCUUCGCGCGCAAACAACGCCAACGAGGAGGAGAUUGGGCGUCUCAAGAGUCAGCUGGAGGAUAGGGACAGCCAAUUAAAAGAGCAGGCUAGCACCCUGGCUGAGAUGGAGAGCAGCUUGGUUGAGCUGCAGUCCCUGAUCGAUCAGUCGGACGGCGGCCCCAGACACGCACGGAAUAGUUUGGAUGACAAGGACUCUACCCAGCUACGCCUAAUACUACGCGAGAAGACGGAAAAGAUUGCUAUGCUCACAGCAGAGUUCGAUUCUCAUCGCGCCGAUUUCCGCAGCACAAUUGAUACACUGGAACUUGCUAGUACGGAGACGGAGCGUGUGUAUGAGAAACGCAUGGAGGAGCUCAUGGCGGACAUUAGAGAGCUUGAAUCGAGGAACGUCGACGUAGAUUCUGUCGCCAAUCAACUCAAGCAACUGGAAGAGCUGGUCCAAGAACUCGAAGAGGGCCUCGAAGAUGCGCGUCGCGGAGAAGCCGAAGCCAGGGGUGAAGCCGAAUUUCUACGAGGCGAGGUUGAGAGAACAAGGUCGGAACUUCGACGCGAACGUGACAAAUCAGGCUCGCCAGGAGGGCAGGUCAAUGGCGGCAGCGAUUCUACCCUUUCCAAAGAGCUGGAACAAAAGGAGGAUGAAAUUCGUGGUCUCAAGGCUAUUAUCCACUCACUCAGUCGCGAUUCAGUUCCCGGCGAAGAUGGGCAUACCCCAACGCUGCGAGAUUCUUUCAACGAUCAACCGGCUCCUACAGCCAACGGGGCGGGCCGCGAUCAUUCGGAGCGUCGUGUGGUCGAACUGCAGGCGCUUCUCGAUAAGAAAAAUAGCCGGCAAGAGGAACUUGAGCAAGAGUUGGAGUAUCUCCGCCGUGGCACCGGUACAGACCAAGGUCAAACCGGGUACCAACAUCAUAGAUCUUCGUUGAGGGAUUCCCGCGAUACCGUAAUCCCGACACGCGCGGAGCCUCGGUCGCCGGAAGCCGCAACGCACCGCCGCGGCAACACGCUGGAUACUAUGCCGGAGAGUGACACAUAUUCCUCGGAGACUAGCGCACUCUGGUGCGAAAUUUGCGAAACUAGCGGGCACGACAUUCUCACCUGCACCAAUAUGUUUGGACCGGAAGGCGUCAAGAGCGUCUCUAAUGCAGGUGACGGCAACAGCAAAGCCGGAGAUCGCGAUACACUCAAGGCGCCGCCGACUUCGCAGUUUACAAAUGGCGGUACAAACGGUGCUGAUGAUGCUGCCCGUCCCGCUCCCCUCACCACAGUCCGGUCAAAGCAAGCCACACAGCCAACACCACCCAUCAAGAUCAUGCCGAACCCAAUGGAGUCUGGCCCUGUAGCAGGCAAAGAGAGUGGCAUCAUGGAUCCGGAGAAGUGGUGUGCCGUCUGCGAACGCGACGGCCACGACAGCGUCGACUGUCCUUUUGAAGAUGCGUUUUGA
Messenger RNA from Cordyceps militaris CM01, 2451 nucleotides. Its product is annotated as Noc1p protein, putative. Bases 1 to 2451 code for a protein of 816 amino acids. The transcript is spliced from 2 exons. The record is from RefSeq and is a predicted model, not a curated record. Lineage: Eukaryota; Fungi; Ascomycota; Sordariomycetes; Hypocreales; Cordycipitaceae.